This is a messenger RNA of Oldenlandia corymbosa var. corymbosa, 294 nucleotides long. Lineage: Eukaryota; Viridiplantae; Streptophyta; Magnoliopsida; Gentianales; Rubiaceae. The record is from the annotation of a GenBank genome assembly.
AUGAGAUUUGGGAUUCCGUUGCUAGUUGUUACUCGCGACCACGGACUCACAUCACUAAAAACCAUCAAGAAUCAAGCGGCAGCCAUUGCAGGCUUCAUGUUUCAAUGGGGAUUCGGGAGCCUUGAGAAAUCACUAAUUAGAAGUAUGGGGGAGUGGAUUUGUGAAUUGGAGAUGGUGUUAGAGCAUGGAAAACCAAUGGUGAUGGUGUUUGGGAUUGAGAUUAGGCCGUUAGGGUUCUCUGGAAGGGGACCAAAUAUUUCUUCAAUUGGGAAUUUGGGAGUGGUGCGAUGGUGA